UUCGGGAGUAUUAUGGUCUGUCGGGAAUUCAGAGUGGCUGCGACUGGAGAAAAAUAUCUGCCCUGCUAGCGUUAGCGUCCGCCGAGCUAACGGUGGGUAGGUAGCGCCGGAGUAAACAUGGAGCUGUCUGCCGUCGGGGAGAGGGUGUUCGCCGCCGAGUCUAUCAUCAAACGCAGGAUAAGGAAGGGUCGCAUUGAAUACCUUGUGAAAUGGAAGGGCUGGUCUCCCAAAUACAGCACUUGGGAGCCGGAGGAGAAUAUUUUGGACUCCCGCUUGUUUGCCGCUUUUGAGCAGAGGGAGCGUGAAAGGGAGCUUUACGGGCCCAAAAAGAGAGGACCAAAACCCAAGACGUUUCUGCUCAAGGCUCAGGCUAAAGUUAAAGCCAAGUCCUAUGAGUUCAGGAAUGAAGCAGUCCGAGGGAUGCACAUCACCUACCCAACCCCAGAGCCGGUGGUCACCCCGAGGGCCAGAGAGGGCCUGAGAGCCGUUGUUCCCACCAUCUUCCCACCGAGCACCAUCAACCGCGGAGAGAGCGUUCGCCUCCGACAGCCAGAACUGAGCAGCCGCGAGCACCAGCAGCCUUUGCUUCAGCAAACCACUUCAGAUGGACUCAUCCACAUGCCCAAAAAGAGAGGCCCGAAGCCCAAGCCCCGCUUCAAGGACGGGAGCUUGGGUCCAGCCAUCUCUGAGCCCCACAAGAGGAGAGCAGAGGAGCAGGUGAGCCACGGCCCUCACAAGUUAGCGAAGCUCCAUGGAGGUGAAGAGAUGCGUCUGGUCAAAUUGGCCCACAGACAUCCGGAGAACCACGGUCACAGCCACAAACACCACUACCACCACCACCAUCACCACCACCACAUGCAUAGCCGGGGAAUCUCCAGUGGGAGCGCCUACAAGCAGCUCUACUCGCAUCCCCACAGGACAGACAUGGACUCACACAGGACCAGGGACAGCUCCGGCUACCUGGCCCCCGCACACUUCAAGCACCACUCCUCCAAAAUGAGCCUGAGCCGCCCCGUUGAACUUCCACAGAUGGAAAAGCCGUACUUUUUGGACAGGCCGUCCCCGGCCCGGCUCGACGACGACUUGGAUGAGGUGACGUGGAGGCCGUCUCUCGGCAAUGUGGAGAAAGUCCUGGUGACGGAUGUAACCACCAACUUCCUGACUGUCACCAUCAAAGAGAGCAGCACUUCGAAAGGCUUCUUCAAAGACAAAAGAUGAUCGCUUGCCCGAUUUCUUUACGCCGUGCUUUGUUACACUGAAGUUUAUAGGACAGAGUGCGAUUUUUAAGCAACGCAGUUUUUGUAUGUAAUGUAUAAAAGCAAACUACGUAAUGUGCAUAUGUGUAUAUACUAUAAAGUUGGACAUCUAUUUAAUGUAUUGACCAAAUCAAAUGAAGUCCAUUUCACAUAAGGCAUCGGUUAACAUGAGUUGCAUGUUUCCUUUGCAGCAGGUUGCUACUUUCUGUACAGAGCUUGUGAAAUUUACUAUUUUGCAAUUAUAACUAACUAGAAUGUAUUUUUUUCACCUGGUAUCUUCCCACCUGAGCUCAGGCUAGUAAAUUGUGAGAAGCAAGGAAAAGGCUUAGAUGUAAAAUUCACUCUGUGGAUUGAAUAUUUCUGUAUUAUUUGACUCAAUUAGACUGACAAGUCCUGUUCAAUUCAACGGGGCAAAUAUUUAAAAAUCUACUCAAGCACUUUGAAUUCAAAAGUAUUAACAGAAAUAAGACUGAGUCUGUCUCUGAGUUUUGUAAUGUCUAACAUUUCUAAUUAUGAACUAAAUAAAUUCAACACACAAUUUGAAGAGGUCUCCCCAAGGUGCACACUGAUUCCAUUUUUCCAUUAGCAUAUAGUAUAUUUUACAUUUUCAUAGAAAAAUGUUCAUGAAGCUUUUGAUGUAACAAGAUAAAAGAGUUGGUGUCAGACUGCUUUUUAGAGGCUUUUCAAUAAAUCAUUUGAAUUUUCUCA
This is a messenger RNA of Amphiprion ocellaris (clown anemonefish), 1964 nucleotides long. RefSeq names its product chromobox homolog 8b (gene cbx8b). Lineage: Eukaryota; Metazoa; Chordata; Actinopteri; Pomacentridae. The transcript is spliced from 5 exons. The coding region runs from base 118 to 1218 and encodes 366 amino acids. The record is from RefSeq and is a predicted model, not a curated record.